This is a messenger RNA of Protopterus annectens (West African lungfish), 942 nucleotides long. Its product is annotated as putative olfactory receptor 52L2. Lineage: Eukaryota; Metazoa; Chordata; Ceratodontiformes; Protopteridae. Bases 1 to 942 code for a protein of 313 amino acids. The record is from RefSeq and is a predicted model, not a curated record. Gene Ontology annotation, molecular function: olfactory receptor activity; G protein-coupled receptor activity. Gene Ontology annotation, cellular component: membrane. The transcript has a single exon. Gene Ontology annotation, biological process: G protein-coupled receptor signaling pathway.
AUGGCUGCUAACAAUCAGAGUCAGAACCAGCAUAUGGAAUUUUUUAUAAAUGGUUUCCCUGGACUUCAUGAAGUGCAACAUUGGUUUUUAAUUCCUUUCUCUGUUAUGUUCAUAGUAGCAUCUGUUGGCAAUCUAUUAGUCCUAUUAGUUAUAGUAAAAGAACAACAUCUUCAUGAGCCCAUGUAUUACUUUAUUUCCAUAUUAUCAUCACUUGAUCUUAUUACAGAUAUUAUAAUUCUGCCUCAGGCAUUAGCAGUGCUGCUGCUUGGUACUUAUGCUGUGCAUUUUGAUGUCUGUCUUUUGCAAAUGUUUUUUGUUUACUUUACUGCUGCCAUAGAAUCAAAUGUGUUAGCAUUAAUGGCUUAUGAUCGUUACAUUGCUAUUUGCAAACCUUUAAGAUAUUCAUCUAUAGUAACAAAUACAUUUGUAUUUAAAGGAGUCUUACUUGUUGUAGUAAGGUGUCUUACUAUUGGGCUGCCUAUACCAAUACUUGCUAGGAUUUUACCGUACUGCAGUAAAACAAGUAUUUAUAAUGUUUACUGUGAGUACCUUGCUGUAAUUAAUGCAGCCUGUGCUCAUACUAUCAUGAGUGAUAGUUACUUUCUAAUUUUACUUGCUCUAGCAGGGUUACCAGAUGCAACAUUAAUUGGACUGUCUUAUUACAAGAUUAUCAGAACUGCAUUAAAACUGAAAUCAAAUGAGGCUCAACAAAAGUUAGUAAGCACGUGUAGCUCUCAUGCAUUUGUGAUUGCCUCUUUUUAUCUUUUAAGCAUGCUUUCAAUAAUUACAGGUCUUGUUGAAGACAAAAUGCCUGCAUAUAUCCGUGUCCUAUUUUCUUUCUUGUAUAUUAGUGUUCCACCUACAUUAAACCCUCUGAUAUAUGGCAUAAAAACUAAAGAAAUCCGAAGAUCAAUAAUAAAAAGAUGUAAGAAUUAUUUUUAA